AUGAAUACAAUUAAAUGUUUCUGUUUAGAAUGGUCCUUUACCGGUAAUAUGCAUAUUGCACGACGAGAUCACACAGCAUCCGUACUGUCAAAUGGAAAAGUAUUAGUUGCUGGCGCAAUGGGUGCUGAAAAAAGUACUGAAUUGUAUGAUCCAUCAACAAGUACUUGGACAACUACUGGUAAUAUGAAUAAUAUACGAGUUGAUCACACAGCAUCUCUAUUAUCAAAUGGAAAAGUAUUAGUUACUGGUGGAUUAGCUUUUAAUGUUUUAAAUAGUGCUGAGCUGUAUGAUCCAUCAGCAGGUACUUGGACAAAUACUGGCAUUAUGAAUAAUGUACGACGAAUGCACACAGCAUCUGUAUUAUCAAAUGGAAAAGUAUUAGUUGCUGGUGGAAACAAUGGUGGAUGGAUUAACUAUCUCUUAAAUAGUACUGAGUUGUAUGAUCCAUCAACAGGUGUUUGGACAACUACUGGUAGUAUGACUAAUGCACGACAUUUUCACACAGCAUCUGUAUUAUCAAAUGGAAACGUAUUAGUUACUGGUGGAUGGAACGGCAAUAUUACUAUGUAUAGUGCUGAAUUGUAUGAUCCAUCAACAGGCACUUGGACAACUACUGGUAACAUGAAUAAUGCACGAAGUGGUCACUCAGCAUCUUUAUUAUCAAAUGGAAAAAUAUUAGUUGCUGGCGGAGCUGGAGCUUAUAAUAUCCUUGGUUUAAAUAGUGCAGAGUUAUAUUAA
Messenger RNA from Adineta steineri, 738 nucleotides. Lineage: Eukaryota; Metazoa; Rotifera; Eurotatoria; Adinetida; Adinetidae. The record is from the annotation of a GenBank genome assembly.